This is a messenger RNA of Musca vetustissima, 1139 nucleotides long. It is a transcript of the gene Naxd, whose product is annotated as ATP-dependent (S)-NAD(P)H-hydrate dehydratase. Gene Ontology annotation, molecular function: ATP-dependent NAD(P)H-hydrate dehydratase activity. The record is from RefSeq and is a predicted model, not a curated record. Gene Ontology annotation, biological process: metabolite repair. NCBI's taxonomy places the organism in Eukaryota, Metazoa, Arthropoda, Insecta, Diptera, Muscidae. The coding region runs from base 29 to 1117 and encodes 362 amino acids. The transcript is spliced from 2 exons.
UAAGUUCGAAAAUCGAAGCUCGUUUGCAAUGCAAACUUCAAUCUUACGUACGAAACCGCGUACAACUGUAUUUUUAAUCAGCCAGUUCAGGUGUUUGCCCAGUCCAACGACAGAUAAUGCCUGUAGUUUUUACACACAAACACAACAACACCAACAGCAAAUUAAUAAAACAACAGCUCAGCAAUUGAACAACGUCGUCGGCAUGGAAAUACCUAUUCAGACACAGAAAUUAUUGAAGCUUUCAAGGACGGUGGUGCCCCGUCUAACCGAUAGCAAGCACAAGGGGCAAUACGGACGCAUUGGUGUGGUCGGUGGUUCUCUAGAAUAUACGGGAGCUCCAUAUUUUGCAGCUAUAUCAUCGCUGAAGGUAGGUGCCGAUUUGGCUCAUGUCUUUUGUCGCAAAGAGGCAGCCGUUGUCAUUAAGUCAUAUAGUCCCGAAUUGAUUGUCCACCCGAAUUUGGACGAUGAGAAUGCCAUUGAAAUUAUUGCGCCCUGGUUGGAAAGGUUACAUGUAAUUAUAAUUGGACCCGGUUUGGGUCGGGAUCCAGAAAUACAAAAGACUGUCAUUGAACUUAUCAAAGUUUGUUUACAAAUUGAAAAGCCCAUGGUCAUCGAUGCCGAUGGCCUGGCCAUACUCAACGAUCAUUUGGACUUAAUCGAAGGUCAACGCAAUAUAAUUCUAACACCCAAUGCCAUUGAGUUUCGUCGCCUGUUUGGUUCAGUUGCCUCCCCGGCCAGUGAAAGUGAUAAAUUUUGCAAAGAACGUAUGGCCUCACUGGGUGAGGGGGUUAUUGUACUGGAAAAGGGUGCCCGGGACCGCAUACACAUACCCAACACAUCGGAGAUCUAUGUAAUGCCAGCUGGUGGCUCGGGACGUCGCUGCGGCGGUCAGGGCGAUCUGUUGUGUGGCGUCUUAUCGGUGUUUUUCCAUUGGUCCUUGGAAGCCAAUCAGGCUAAUCCCAGUUUUCUGGCUGCCUUUGCAGCUAGCUAUUUUAUGAAGCAUUGUAAUGCCGCGGCAUUUCAGAAGCAUGGACGUGGCAUGCUGGCUACCGAUAUGAUUGGCGAAAUACCGUCGGUAUUUGCUCGUAUUUUCGAAUCAGCCGAGGGCCAGUGUUAGCACUGUUAAGCGGGGAUAUAGC